This is a messenger RNA of Drosophila melanogaster (fruit fly), 325 nucleotides long. RefSeq lists its product as uncharacterized. The transcript is spliced from 2 exons. The record is from RefSeq and is marked reviewed. Lineage: Eukaryota; Metazoa; Arthropoda; Insecta; Diptera; Drosophilidae. Gene Ontology annotation, cellular component: extracellular region. Bases 1 to 294 code for a protein of 97 amino acids. Gene Ontology annotation, molecular function: serine-type endopeptidase inhibitor activity; endopeptidase inhibitor activity.
AUGAAUUUCCUCAUAAUUCUCGCUUUUUUCACUCUGAAUAUGGCCUUUGCCAACUCGCAAUUGCGAUGCCGCGCUCGAAUGAAUUCAGGAGGUCCUCGGUCAUGUUCUGGAUCUAGAAACAUUGGAACUGCGUUUGGAUUAGGAUGUGCCAUGAACUUCAUGCCACUGGUGUGGUACUACAACGACAAAUCCAGAAGAUGCGAAACGAUGCCGUAUCUCGGAUGUGGCGGCAAUAGCAAUAGAUUCUGCUCUCUUCAGGACUGUCGAUUCACUUGUUUACAAUUUAAACGUUAAAAUGAAGAUAAGCCAUUUGGAAAGAAGGAGU